Microplitis mediator is the source of this 714-nucleotide messenger RNA. RefSeq lists its product as uncharacterized. The coding region runs from base 1 to 714 and encodes 237 amino acids. Lineage: Eukaryota; Metazoa; Arthropoda; Insecta; Hymenoptera; Braconidae. Gene Ontology annotation, molecular function: nucleic acid binding. The record is from RefSeq and is a predicted model, not a curated record. The transcript has a single exon.
AUGUCGGAUGACGGAAGUCAGUUUGUUAGUAAAGAAUUGACCUCACUUUUAAAAAAAUACGGAAUUGAACAUUUUAGGACCUUACUUUAUUCCUCUCAAUGUAACCCCGGUGAGCGGGCUAAUAAGGUGAUAGGAACAAUGAUCACGCAAUACAUAAAAAAAAAUCAUCGUUUUUGGGACAAAUUCACACCAGAGUUAAUUUUUGUCAUUAACACGGCAAAACACGAGUCAACGCAGUUCACGCUAGCUUACCUUAACUAUGGUCAUGAAUUACUUCCUCCAAAUACGUUGCGGAAAAGGCUCGAAAGCGGUCAUACAGUUAAUAAUUAUGAUUAUCAGGAAAAUUUGAAAAACUUACACGAGGCCAUGGACCUCGUACGCUUGAACCUUGCGCGCGCGCUCUCUAACCAGAGUCGGUACUCUAACGAGAAACGAAGUGACUGGGUACCGAGAGUAGAGGAUUUAGUCGAAACAUGCGAGCACCAUCUCUCAUCCACGAUUGACAAGUUUUCGGGUAAGCUAGCGAAUAAAUAUACCGGUGGUUACACUGUAAUACGGAGCAUCGGUAAAAACGUUUUCAAGAUUGGCCAUGGAGCUGAAGCACACAUUGUACAGGUGAAAGACCUAAAGCCAUGUACAAUUAGAGAAAUUCCAGUCAUAGAUAUCGAGGACAUGGUCGUGGAAAUAAAUAGAAGGUACAAACAUCACAGAUAA